CCAAGACUGAAAUUGCGCGUAUGACGAGACGGUGAACUCAAUUUUUCCAAAUGACGCCAACAUCCAACAAAUACAAAUCUGUCCCUUUCUUUUCACUUUUGAUCACAUCUGAUGCACCACUCACACACUACUUACGUGUGUUAAAUUCUCAAUUUCUUUCCCUCUCUCUCUCUGUUCAAUCAACCUAACUUACUUACAAUGGCUGAUUGGGGACCAGUGUUAAUAGCGGUGGUGUUGUUCGUGCUGUUAUCGCCGGGGCUGUUGUUUCAGUUACCCGGCCGUGGAAAAGUGGUGGAGUUCGGCGGGAUGCAAACGAGCGGCGCUGCUAUUUUGGUACAUUCCAUCAUUUACUUUGGGCUCAUCACUAUCUUACUUAUUGCCGUCGGCGUCCAUGUCUAUGCCGGUUAAAGUAUUACCAGAAAUCAAACUUGGAUCUCUACUUUCUGUUUGUUGCUCUUUUAAUCAUGUUGUACUACUUUUUGUUUGGUUUACUAAUUGUUAAAUACAGGGGCGGAUUGUUGCUUUUCUA
Messenger RNA from Solanum dulcamara, 529 nucleotides. RefSeq lists its product as uncharacterized. NCBI's taxonomy places the organism in Eukaryota, Viridiplantae, Streptophyta, Magnoliopsida, Solanales, Solanaceae. The record is from RefSeq and is a predicted model, not a curated record. The transcript has a single exon. The coding region runs from base 199 to 408 and encodes 69 amino acids.